GUUUCCGGGCGGACUUAUAAAGCGAGAACACCCGCCGGAAGCAGCCGAGAGAAGGUAACAUGGCCGCUGCCCGAAACCUUCUUUGGUUACCGAGCCGGGCUUGGCUCAGGUUGACUCUGCUUCAGUCGUCUAACCGCUGCCUCUGCCGUACUUUUCACGAGAAAGCUGUCAGCUCUAAGUUUAAGAGCAUCUACAGCCUUGAUAAGCUUUACCCGAACUCCUGCGGACGGGAGACUGCGUGGAGAAUACCGGAUGAUGCAAAGCAGGCCAGCACUGACAUUCCUAUAGAUCGCCUACAAAUAUCUUAUUCCAAAAGUAGUGGUCCUGGAGGACAGAAUGUUAAUAAAGUAAAUACCAAGGCUGAAGUCCGGUUCCAUUUAGCAAAAGCAGACUGGAUUGCAGAGCCUAUCCGGCAAAAGAUUGCUGUUUUGUUCAAAAAUAAGAUCAGCAAAUCAGGGGAGUUGAUCAUUACCUCUGAUUCUAGUCGCUAUCAGUUUCGAAAUUUGGCAGAUUGCCUCCAGAAAAUCCGGGACAUGAUUGCCCAGGCUAGUCAAGUUCCCAAGGAGCCAUCCAAAGAGGAUGCUGUGCUUCGAAGGAUCAGGACAGAAAACAUGAAUCGUGAAAGGCUAAGACAGAAGAGAAUCCAUUCUUCCACAAAGGCAAACAGGAAGGUAGAUAUGGACUGAACUCAGCUUCCAGCUGCCUGGAGCAGGCCUCUUCAGUGGUUCUCAAACUGUUUUUGCUCAAGACCUUCUUGCAUCAUUCUUUGCCAUGAGGAAUCAUGGCACAUUGAACUUUUUGGUUGGCAAGACUAGAAAUCACCAGUAUAAGUCUCAUUCAAUUCAUAAGAUACCAGUGACAAACUCCUUUGAGUCUAACAACUGCAAUUGAUGGUCAUUUGGAACCACAAAGAGACUGUUCUUGGUGGGAAAAAAUAUACCUCUUUUUAUUUAACAAUAAAAUAUCUUCAAUGA
Molecule: messenger RNA, 974 nt
Organism: Gracilinanus agilis (Agile Gracile Mouse Opossum)
Lineage: Eukaryota; Metazoa; Chordata; Mammalia; Didelphimorphia; Didelphidae
Gene: MRPL58
Product: mitochondrial ribosomal protein L58
Exons: 6
Coding region: 60-686 (208 amino acids)
Biological process (GO): mitochondrial translational termination
Cellular component (GO): mitochondrial large ribosomal subunit
Molecular function (GO): translation release factor activity
Source: RefSeq, a predicted model, not a curated record